Messenger RNA from Symbiodinium sp. CCMP2456, 3771 nucleotides. NCBI's taxonomy places the organism in Eukaryota, Dinophyceae, Suessiales, Symbiodiniaceae. The record is from the annotation of a GenBank genome assembly.
AUGGAGCCUGUGGCGCUGAGCUGCGACUUACCUGUGCUCGUUUGUACUCUCACCUACCUGUCUCUGGAGGAUACUCUGCGGUGCGCUCAAGUCAGACACACCUGGCGCCAAGCCGCCAGCCAGCCGGAAGCUUUGGUGCGGGUACUGCAUCUUCCAGGUGACGAUGGUGAUUCAACUCCGGAAGGCCUUCGUAGACUGCUGGGCAGAGGCUGCCUGAAGCAUGUGGAGUUGGUGGAAAUUGCUGGCGGAUGCAGCUGGUUCCCUGCACUUGUUGGAGAGCUGCCGGACUUGCAUCAGCUUCGAGUACGCGGAGCCUGCAGCAGUCCGUGCGGGGGGAGGCCCAAGCUUGAUGUGGACCUGGCCUUGAGCAAUAUUCUCGCGGUCUCAUCGCGGCUGACAGUUCUGGACUUCAGCUACGACGGUUUUGGCUCGGAACGGAGUUCCCGCUGGCCGGCCAUGCCGUCGCUGGCAAGACUCCGUGUACAGAGUCUGCCGCUCCGUUUUGCAGAUCUGCCAAAUCUUUUCACGGCAAAAGACCUGGAAUGGCUGGAGCUGCAGGCAUGCCCGCUGAUGAGUUCUCAGACUGGCAUUGUUUCUUUCGGGGCCAAAGUUCAGCCUCGCCAUUUGAAAGUACUUCGCUGCGGUGUGCAGAUGGCUUUGACGUUGCUUCUCUCCGUGUGCCUGGAGCGGCUGAGCUUUCUGUACCUGGAUCCGCCCACUGACUCGCGCGUGCAGGACGAGCUUGCAAAGGCUUGUGCGCCUCAGCUCGGCGGCAAUGAUCCCAAUGUGGAUGCUUGCACAGACCUACAAGCGCAGGCUCAACGGGAGCUGCUUGCUGAGCUGCGGCGAGCAUCGCGAACAUCAAGGCUGGAUGCGUCAAAGGUGCGAGUGGGGGCUGAAGUCGGUGUGGAGUCCUAUUUGGAAGUCCUGGAUCGAGAGCGCAUGGAGCAUCGGGAAUCUGCGAGCAUCAGUGAGCAAGAGUACGCUUUGGCCCAAAGGAUGGCCGGCCUGGAAGGCGUGAACACCACAAGUUCGGGGCAGCCGAUCGGAAAGGAACGCGCGUACUACUAUCGCUUCCACAAGCUGAUUGGGAAGGCAAACUGGCGAAAAUACACGGAACGUUACAUCGCCCCGCGGGCGGUGGAGAAUCGCCAAAGGUGGAUUCCAACACCCUGGCCAACUUGGACGCAAUCGAAGCAUGCUCACUCUUGGAACUGGCGCUUACCCAAGGGGUUGGCAGCCGCAACAUCUGCCGACGAAGUGCUCGAGGUAUGGGUACAGUUCCGACACAAGCACCCGAAGAGGACGUUUCACUAUUUCAAAGUCCUGAAGCGGCUGACAGACGUGGGUGGCUGUGAAAGAACGGAUUGGCGCCUGCGCUUCAUUACGUCCAGACUUAAAAAAAUCCAUCGCAAGGUGCUCAACUUGCCUCGCUUAGCAAAGUACUAUGCCGAGCUGAAGUGCAUUGAUGAGAUGGAGCAUGUAUCCCGAUUUCUCAGGAAGAUGCUGCCUAAGUACACGUCGCACCAGCUUGUCCUUGUGGCCCAUGCUUUCGCCAUUGCCAAACUGCAGGACAAGCACAUGAUGGAGGAGGUUGCCAGACUGGUGGAGCCGCAGCUCAGCGAAAUCACCCCUCUUGAAAUGGUUCGACUGGCUCAGGCCUAUGCCAGCACAGAGGUGUGUCAUUACACGCUCCUGGGGCAGAUUUCGGCGCAAGCGCAAGUUCGUGUGCAACAAGCCUCGGAGGGGCAGGUGACACUCUCGGGCCUUCCUGGCUCUUGCCCGUCCUUUCUGCAGCUCGCGGAGCUGGCGGAGGCCUUUGCCCAGCUGAAAUUCCAGGACUACUCCUUCCUGGAGAUGGCAUCCUUCCAGGCGGCGGCGCUGCUGAGGGAAGGCCGCGCAGGUCCAACACCGCCAGCUCUGGCGCUGCUGUGCAGGGCCUGUGCACGCUUGAAGGUGCACGAAGUUCAGCUUUUCGAGGCCGUCCUCGCUCACGUCUCUGAGCAUUGGUACGAUUAUCCGGCCUCGUGCCUGGCUGACAUCGGCUUGGCCCUGGCGCCUGUGAUGCCCACCUCAGAGCCUGUGAUGGAUGUGUAUCGCAGGAUGCUCAGCCAGAUCCGUCAGGAUCGCGAUACUUUGAGCUUGAGGCAGGUUGGCACAGCCGUCCGCUUCAUGGCAGAAGUUGAUCACAAGGGGGAGUUCAUGCCCGGCUUGGCCCAGGUACUUGCACGUCGUCUCAUGGACUUGAGAGAUGAGACCAAAGAGUGCUAUGAUGUGGCCCGAGUUGCGGAGAUCUUCUCGAGACGAUGUCCAGAGGAGCACGCGUUGUUCUCGACGCUUUGCCGGCACCUGCAUCGUCACCUUGGCUUCUUUGAACCCGUGGACUUCGUUCGAUUCGCUCGAGGCUUAGCAGCAGCGGAGUAUCGCGAUGAUCGGGUCGCCCAUGCACUUCCCAAGUGGGCCGAAAAGCGGCUCCGGGAGUUCUCUCCGCACGACUGGGACUCGUUUCUCACCUCGAUGAGCAGACUUGGAACCUCCACGGAAAAGCUGUCUCAGCUGCGAGACAGCGGUCUGGAGCUUGGUCGCCUGCUUCGAAGCCCGACGAGUGCCUACUUUGGAAAGAAGCUGGCGGUUUUGAGGGGUAUCGUUACAUUGAUCUGCAGGCCUGGCAACGGGAACGUACUUUCCGGUGUUCGAAACGAAAGCGAGAGACUCCCACAGGAGCGGGCGAUGGCCGACGCCAGCCUGGCGAGCAGGCCAUGUUUCGUGCUCCAGCAGAGUGCCAGGAGAAGCUUGCUGAACUGCACAAGCGAUUCGCUUUCAGCGAGGUGCUUCGAAGCCAAUGCUGGCUCGCUUACCACCACCAAGCUGCCACAGUUUGAGGCCUACCUGCAGAAGGAGAAGGAGAGAAAAGCGCCAAAGAAGCCGGUGGUUCGCCCACAAGCACGGCCUUUGGGAGGCGACAUCGCCCUGAAACGUCAGCGGCCUGGACAGGCAUCAACUUCACAGCCCAAACGGGCACGCGAGGCUGAUGCGAAGGAAGAGCCAAGAGGGGCGCUGCAGAAUGCUCCUAUGCAGCCAGGAGCAACUGCGCCUAGGGCACCAAUGCAGGUUUCAACGAAGAGUAGCAAUGCUUCCAACCUGGACAGACCGACUCGGUCUCUGCUCCCUGUGAAGGUGCAGGAAGCACCAGGUUCCCAGAAAGUCACAUCCUACAGAUGGAUCAAUGAGACCAUCGCAGCCCGCGCCGCACAUCGUGACGAGAGACUGCAGGAAUGGGAAGGAAUGGUCGUCUCGGAGUUGCAGAUCCGAGCUCCAGAGGUAGCUGUGGGCACAGUGGGUGUUCCCUGUCAGAGCGAGAGCAUCCUCUUCGGCCGAAUCGCGUGUGAGGGCUUUGAGGGCCGCCUGAACGACCGCUCGAUCAUGCUGGAGGGGCCAAGCUUUGCCAACACCAAGGUGCGCUUGAACGUUGCGGACUGCAAGCAGAUUGCUGCGUUUCCUGGGCAGAUAGUCGGUGUUGUCGGCCGCAGCGGCAUGACUGGCAGCACCUUCCAUGUGAACGACUUUUUGCCAGGACUUCCGAUCCAAGGAGAAGCCAUGGCGCCAGAGUCGUCUCUGCAUGCCAUGAUUGUAGCCGGCCCGUUCAGCCAACGUGACCGACUCGACUUCACAGCUUUGCAGAGUGCCUUGGCUCAUGCCCAGAUCGAGCGUCCCCAGGUCGGGCGGCUGCUUUUGCUAUCUUUUGCUUUCUCGGAAGAAGAACUCCUCUAG